AACUUUCGGGUCGUCUCUCUCUCGUCACUUUUGCUUCUUCGUCUCUCCUGCGUCAAACAUUUCCGCCAUUUUCGUUCCUUAAACCUUUCUUCAGCUGUUCUCUUCUUCAAUCCCCGGUCUUUUAUUCAGCAUCUAUGGCUGCGUCUUAGCUAGAAUCUCUAGGGUUUUUGUUUUUCAUUUUUUUACUCGCUUUUUCCGAUAAAACCCUAGUUUUCUCAGUGGAUCUUCGUUGGGUUUCUCUCUAAUGGAUACCGCUUCGAGCGUAGCCGCGACUCGUGGCGGUUCCCUUCAGAAUCCGUCGCCGACUCCGUCAAGGAAAGAGUGGCGCGCCGUUUCGGAUUCACAUAACUUUGGAAACGCCACAGACUAUGUGGAUUUGCAACAGUUGAAGCUAAACCAGACAGAUGAGAGAACCAUCUACGAGAAUGGAAGAGAGCCUGGUGAUUUGGAUUUCUACUCUAUUGCGAUGGAUGGUUCUUGUUCAGAUGGUGAACUGUUGGAGCAGAUUCGUAGCGUUUCUAGACAAAAAGGGGAGCUGCAGCAGCGUGAGAUUGAGCUCCGAGCUCAGAUGAUGGCAAUGGAAAUCCAGAGAAACUUUGAGUCUCGAUCCGCUGAGUAUGAAAAUGCUGCAGCUAGAAUGCAGGAGCAACUUCAUGAGAAGGAGAGAUCUCUUCGGGAGAUGGAGAGAAAGAUAGAAGAUAAAGACAGAGAGCUGCAUGCGAUUAAACUGGAUAACGAAGCGGCGUGGGCGAAAGAGGGUCUACUAAGAGAACAAAACAAAGAACUUGUUACUCUCAGAAGGGAACGUGAUCACUCUGAAGCUGAGAGGUCCCAGAAUAUACAUAAAAUAUCUGAACUUCAGGAACAUAUACAAGAGAAAGAGAGACAGUUCUCUGAAUUGCAGGAACAAAAUAGGAUUGCUCAAGAAACUAUCAUGUACAAGGAUGAGCAACUGAGAGAAGCGCAAGGUUGGAUUACGCGUGCCCAAGAGAUGGAUGCUUUACAAUCAUCUACAAAUCACUCGUUGCAAGCUGAAUUGCGAGAACGUACUGAGCAGUAUAACCAGCUCUGGCUUGGUUGCCAAAGACAGUUUGCGGAGAUGGAGAGAUUGCAUGUGCAUACAGUGCAACAGCUUCAGCUUCAACUUGCCAAUGUAAAGGAAGGAGGUGGCUCCAAAACAAAUUCCAACGGUGUCUCCCAGAUGAUCCAGAACAGCGGUAAACAAUUCGAGGCUCAUGAAAACAGCAAGAACCAGCUUAUCCAGAACAGCGGGAACCAAAUCGAGAACAAAGAUGUAGAUCUUAUGACGCAGGGAUACCUUCAAGCGGGUCAGAUGACACCUCUGCAUUCUUUUGUCAUGAAUCAACCAGAGAAUCCUCAGCUGGUUCAGCCUCGGGGCCAUUCACCUCACGUUGCACAAACAGUUCUGCAGCAGCAAAAGGCUGUACCAGAUAGUUCACAGAUGCCUACGCAAAAUCAUGUGCAUCCAUCUCAAGGUGUUCAUGGCUUAGUAAGUUCUGAUGCGAAGAGUGAAUAUCAAGUGCCUGCCAAUGGACAGUCUCUUGGUCAAGGGUAUCUGGAUGUUCAAACUAGCCAUGGAGCUCAAUACGGAUCAACUACACCAACAUCCUUUGUGAAUGAACAGGUAGUGGAAUCUGGCAAUGGAGAUUACCUUAGAUCCAAUACGUCAGAGAAUAACUUUCAAGACAUUUCUUCACAGUUCCGUGAUGCGCUAAGGCUAGAUUCCAAUGCCCUAAAUCAGAAACCUGAGGAGGCUAAUGGUCAGGUUUCACCUGGUGAACAAAAUGGUGCUAGAUCCAUCGUGCCCGAAACUCUAGUCUUAUCUGGGAAAGCUGAGAGGAACUUAGAUAGUACUCUUCUGGAUGAAAGGUCGCUUUUGGCUUGCAUCGUUCGUACUAUACCGGCUGGUGGAAGAAUCAGAAUCAGUUCAACGCUUCCAAAUCGUUUGGGAAAGAUGCUAGCACCUCUCCACUGGCAUGAUUACAGGAAAAAGUAUGGGAAGCUCGACGAGUUUGUUGCUAGCCAUCUUGAGUUAUUUGUGGUAGAGGACGAUUACAUUCAAGUAAGAGAAGGUGCACAGAAAAUGGUAGCAGCUUCGGCAUCAGCAGCUGCAGCAGCGAAAGUAGCAGCAGCAGCUUCAGCUUCAUCAACUCCAAACUCGAUCUAUGUGGCUAUGACUCCUAUGGCUCAAUCUCAGGGGUUAAAGAAAACAGUCCAAAGAGAAAGCAUCUCAAACGUUAAGAUCUUGAGCAAGCCACGACAGAGCUCUGAUUAUAUGGCGAAGCAAUAAGGAAGCUUGAAAACCGAAGAAAGAGCUCUGAUUUAGUGACGGUGAGAUUAGAGGAGAAUUAUGGAAGCCACAAUCUCUUAUCUUAUUUAUUUUUUUUAAAUUUCGGUGUAUGAAGGCUCCAAUCAUCGAAGCUAAAAAAAACAUUCGAUUUUACUGUCUCAAUUUGGAGCGUCUUGUUUUAUCUUUUGAAAUGGUAUUCCAAAAUCGUUAACGUUUAUUUGACCUGGUGAGAGUCGCCAUUGAAA
Eutrema salsugineum is the source of this 2556-nucleotide messenger RNA. RefSeq lists its product as uncharacterized. The record is from RefSeq and is a predicted model, not a curated record. NCBI's taxonomy places the organism in Eukaryota, Viridiplantae, Streptophyta, Magnoliopsida, Brassicales, Brassicaceae. Bases 245 to 2311 code for a protein of 688 amino acids. The transcript is spliced from 14 exons.